Messenger RNA from Salvelinus namaycush (lake trout), 1327 nucleotides. Its product is annotated as protein-lysine 6-oxidase-like. Bases 155 to 1327 code for a protein of 390 amino acids. Lineage: Eukaryota; Metazoa; Chordata; Actinopteri; Salmoniformes; Salmonidae. Gene Ontology annotation, molecular function: copper ion binding; protein-lysine 6-oxidase activity. The record is from RefSeq and is a predicted model, not a curated record. Gene Ontology annotation, biological process: peptidyl-lysine oxidation. The transcript has 6 exons.
UUGCCUGAGCAACAGUUCCUCUCGCUACUGGCCUCAAUUUGAUUCUGCUCGGUUAGUGAGAGAACAUUCUCCAAAUUCUGCUUCCUAACAAAUUAUAUAUAUAUAUUUUUUUUUUCCCGAUGUGGAUAUAUCAUUCACUCAUUCGAUUAGUAUAAUGAGGGGUUUUGGCUUUGAAGCCUGUUUAUUGUCGUUGACACAGCUAUGCAUCCUCAGUUGCACAUUGCAAACAGUUCUUACGCAGGAUGCUUCGCCAUCAGCAUCUUUAAGGCAGAGAAUGCCAUGGCAACACAACGGGCAGGUGUUUAGUAUACUUAGCCACGGUUCUGAAUAUCAGCCAUCGGGACGAAGAGACCGAAAAACAGGUCCAGCUCAACGGAAUCACAUAGUUGUCGUUAUCAACAACAAUAAUGAGACGGCUGAAAAGACGAAUGUGCACAGAUACCCUGCGCCAAGAGGCUCUCCAAGGCGGCCAGCGCCGGGUGUGCAAUUACGCACCGCGCGUCGACGUCCUAAUGGGGCGAUUAGACAUGAAAGACCCCAAGAGAACCGGGAGACUGCUUCAAGACCUGGCCAUGAUGCAGGCGAUGGAUCAAAUCCCACCGACGACAAACCCACAUCUACUAACUCUCCACCACUGACCAAUUUGAGAAGAGAGGAUAUGAUGGUUGGAGAUGACCCGAACAACCCCUAUAAAUCCAUUGGUUAUAAUCCCUAUAACCCCUAUUAUAAUUAUUAUGACGCUUACUACAGACCUAGAGCCAGAAGCAGAGAGCCGCAUGGCUAUGGCACAAGUUAUCAUCAACACGGAGGUCUCCCUGACUUGGUGCCAGAUCCAUACUAUAUUCAAGUUUCCUCCUAUAUCCAGAGGGCGCCCAUGUACAAUCUGAGAUGUGCAGCCGAGGAAGGUUGCCUGGCAAGUUCUGCUCAGGGCGUGGCCGACUACGACACCCGGGUGCUGCUGCGGUUCCCCCAGCGCGUGAAGAACCAGGGCACUGCUGACUUCCUGCCCAGCAAACCUCGCUAUGCCUGGGAAUGGCACAGCUGCCAUCAUCACUUCCACAGCAUGGACGAGUUCAGUCUGUACGAGCUGCUGGAGCCCGGCUCCGAGAGAAGCGUGGCCGAGGGACACAAGGCUAGCUUCUGUUUGGAGGACACGUCAUGUGACCCGGGAUACUACAGACGCUUCGCCUGCACGUCUCACACUCAGGGAUUGAGUCCUGGAUGCUAUGACACCUAUAAUGCCGAUAUUGACUGUCAGUGGAUUGACAUUACUGAUGUGACACCUGGGAAGUAUAUCCUUAAGCAACACGAUGUGAAUGAUUCCUAA